Molecule: messenger RNA, 4849 nt
Organism: Passer montanus (Eurasian tree sparrow)
Lineage: Eukaryota; Metazoa; Chordata; Aves; Passeriformes; Passeridae
Gene: ST8SIA3
Product: ST8 alpha-N-acetyl-neuraminide alpha-2,8-sialyltransferase 3
Exons: 4
Coding region: 141-1274 (377 amino acids)
Biological process (GO): N-glycan processing; oligosaccharide metabolic process
Molecular function (GO): alpha-N-acetylneuraminate alpha-2,8-sialyltransferase activity
Source: RefSeq, a predicted model, not a curated record
CUCGCGGCUGCCAUUUCGGCGGGCCGUGCCUCCAUUUUCCCGCGAGCGCGGCGGAGCCGGCCCGGCCCCGGCCCCGCCGCCGCCCCCAGAGCAGCGGCGCGGCCGCCCCGCACCCGCCCAGCCGCGGGGCCGCCUCCGGCAUGCGGAGCUGCAAGAUGGUGCGGCUGGCCAGCGUGCUGGGGCUCGUCAUGCUCAGCGUGGCGCUGCUCAUCCUGUCCCUCAUCAGCUACGUCUCGCUCAAGAAGGACAACAUCUUCGGGGCGCCCCGCGCCGCCGGGCCCCGCAUGUACAUGUUCCACGCGGGAUUCCGGUCCCAGUUUGCACUGAAGUUCCUGGACCCCUCGUUCGUGCCCAUCACCAACUCCCUGGGCCAGGAGCUGCAGGACAAGCCCUCCAAGUGGGUGUUCAACCGGAGCGCCUUCGCCCACCAGAGGCAAGAAAUCCUUCAGCACGUUGACGUCAUCAAAAACUUUUCUCUGGUCAAGAGCAGCGUUCGGAUCGGGCAGCUGAUGCACUACGAUUACUCCAGCCAUAAGUAUGUCUUCUCCAUCAGCAACAACUUCAGGUCUCUGCUUCCCGACGUGUCUCCCAUCCAGAACAAGCACUACAACAUCUGCGCCGUGGUUGGCAACAGCGGGAUCCUGACUGGCAGCCAGUGCGGGCAGGAAAUCGAUAAGUCGGAUUUUGUCUUUCGCUGCAAUUUUGCUCCAACUGAGGCUUUCCAGAAAGAUGUUGGAAGGAAAACCAACCUCACCACCUUCAACCCCAGCAUCCUGGAGAAGUAUUACAACAACCUCCUGACCAUUCAGGAUCGCAACAACUUCUUUUUAAGUUUGAAAAAGCUCGAUGGGGCCAUUCUCUGGAUCCCCGCUUUUUUCUUCCACACGUCGGCGACGGUCACGAGAACACUGGUUGACUUCUUCGUUGAGCACAGAGGGCAGCUGAAGGUCCAGCUGGCUUGGCCAGGAAACAUCAUGCAGCACGUUAACAGGUACUGGAGGAACAAGCACCUGUCCCCAAAGAGGCUGAGCACAGGCAUCCUCAUGUACACGCUGGCUUCGGCCGUCUGCGACGAGAUCCACCUCUACGGCUUCUGGCCCUUCGCCUUCGACCCCAACACGCGGGAGGACCUCCCCUACCACUACUACGACAAGAAGGGAACCAAGUUCACCACCAAGUGGCAGGAGUCCCACCAGCUGCCUGCAGAGUUCCAGCUGCUCUACAGGAUGCACGGUGAAGGACUGGCCAAACUCACCUUGUCGCAUUGUGCCUAAGAACCUAAAUCUCGAAGUGCCAAACAAUUGUCUAAAAAAGUGCCCAAAACCAAAUUAAACAUUCUUCAGAUAGAAUUCUAAAAAGGAAACAAACCCACCCUAGAAUCUUUUCCAUAAUUAAAGAUGCUUUUUAGCUACUGCUCAUCCAAGGGUUUCAGCAUAUUUAGCGGUGCAGAAGCUUUUAUCAUGUUCUGUGGAUGCGAUUUGUGCAGCUGCAAAGUUGAAACAUUCUGCAUUUCUAGAAGAGCUGCUCAGUCUGUUUUAAUAUCUGUUCAUAUUUUAGCGUUCUGCUAACACCCUAAAUAAUUUCAUUGCUCCUUCCCAUUAGAGCUAGAAAUGCUACUUUUAAGAGGUUUUGCUUCUUUUGUAUCUGUUGCUGUCCAUAGCUCAGCGUGGCCUGGCCAUGGAGGAAGGCACUCGGGGCUCCAGCGCGUCGGCACACGCGAGUUCCUCGGUGUGGAUCCUGACCUCCGCCGCUUGGGUAUUUCCUAUUUACUGAAUUUUACAUUUUUUAAAGAAUAACAAGAAGAAGGUCACAAAGUGGCUCAUACCUUAGCUAGGUGUUUAUAUCACUCUUGGAAUACUUCAGUGUUUUAAUUCCUUUCGGGACAGAUCCUAGUCCUGACUAGACAGACGGAGGCAUGUUCAUUCCCAUCCAUCUGAUACCAUUCUGCCAUUUGAUUUUACAGUUGAACCACCACAAUUCAUGCAAUUAGGCUUCUCUGGAGACCUCUUUGGUGAGAAAAGCCCCAAACCCCAUCCCCCUGCUUGGGCAGGAUGGGCAAAAAUGGAAGCCAGGUGCUGGGAUGUUUAAAAACCAGUUUUUUGUAGGGAAGGAAGUGAGCAGAGCUGGAGUGCAGGGAAGAAGAAAUGCCACGACCAAAUUCCCCCAUUUAUGUCUCUAACUCACCAGUCAGACAGCUGGAGCAGUGUCCCCAUUUUCCCAGCACCAGCAGCACCCAAGGCAGACAGGGCAGACAUUUCCUUGGCAGCACAGGAAAUCCAUCUGUUUGGGGACAGGACAAAAAACAGGGUCACUUACAGCUGGGAAGUGUUGGCCAUUAUGUCUCAGGAUAAAGGAGCCUGGGAAGUAACUGGGUUUCUUAUGAGUAUGCUGGCAAGUACUUAACAAUUUUUUACUGCUGUGAGUGAGAACUGACCCCACAAUGAAAGAAGAUGCAAAAUCCAGUAUUUAAAAUGGCACAGGUUGAUUUUUCUUAGCUUCUUUGCUUGUGGUCAGACAUAGGAAAUGAGGAGGAGAUCUCCAGCACAACACCCAGGCAUGGCCUAGGGCCCACUGUGGCCCUGCAGCCAGAAGGGUUCUCCCCCACACGCCGGGGUGGAGCAGGAGCUGCUGGCUUUCUCCUCCCCUUGAAUUAUCCCACAUUCCCCAGCUGUGCUUUUCCGAAGGCUGUGUAGGGCUGUGGGGGGCCCCGCAGCUGCCCCAUGUCCAGAGCUGCCCCAGGCACUGUUCCUGGGGCUCUGGGCAGUCCUGUGCUCCUCACACUUGCUCAGCAGGGUCCAGCUCGUGUGCCUGUGCUCCUGGAGUCACAGGGGUGCAGUGGUGAUGCCCCAGUGCUGCACUGAGUCCCCCAGUGCCAGAAGGGCUGUGGGAUCACAGCUCUGGGAACCGUGGGGCUGGCAGUGGCUGGGCAGCCCUGGUCCCAGCAGAGCCUGCAGGGACCCUGCUCCCCGUGCUGGAGCACACAGAUUGUUUAGCCCCAAACCAGAAAUUGCACAGGGAAAGAAGAGCUCUGCACUGGUCAUUAGUGAAGUGCAGGAAUGAAUAAUUUCUGAUAUUGUUUUCCAUGGGCACUGGGGUCCAUGCUAAAGCAGUGCCCAGCACCCCUAAGCCCACCGGGGCAGGAGCGUCACCCCCAACCCCAAAUUACUCUUGUUGGCUUGUCUGAACACCAGAUAUUUUUACCAAGAGGCCUUUUACCAGUUUCCUGAGGGAACCAUAAUUUCUCAUCAGCAAAUUAAAGAAAUGGGAGCUAUUAUCAUUCUACUGGCAUGAAAGCAGGGACAGUGGGCUCCAUGCAGUUUCUGGAACCUCCCAUAGUCCUGGAGAGGGGCACAACCCCCUGGGCACAGCCCUGGCAUCACCACCAGAACUUUACAAAAGCACAAAGAGCAGAGAAGGAAGCACAAAACUGACUGCAAAUAUUUGGAAAUGGGAAUACAGAAAAAUUAUUGACAGAACGCCAUAUUACAUCAUUGAUUUUUAAGCAAAACGCCCCAUCGAUGCUCCAGACCCACAUUGAACAUUUCAGAAUCAUUGAUUUUAAUGGGGAGUUCUGCCCCGUGAUCGAUGGCACAGCACAGCCCAAAGUAAAUUGCUUCUUAGUAUCAAUAUUCUUUUGCAAGGUGGAAAAGCAUCUCAAAGUGCACAGCUUUUGUUUUGCCAGGUGGGGUCUGAGGGAGAGGUGAGGAUGGCAGGGGAUGGAGAAGACAGUGCCUGAGGAGAGGCUCUUUGGGCUGCCUCUGUCCAGCAGAAAUGCCUUUGCACUACUGAGCAAGUAUUUUAUUAUUUAUUUAAUUGUUAUUUACAAGGUGCUGGGGGCUUCCCUCCCUGCUCAGGACAGCCAGUGGCAUCACCUCAGCUGGCCUCUUCCUUCCCUCUCUUUGGCCCCAAACCUUCCUGCAUGAAUUCCUGAUGGUUCAGGGAGAACUCUCCUUCCCAUGACUGAACGUCUAGACAAGAGCUAAUGCAGCGUGAUCAAUACCUAUAAGUACAAAACAUUUGAGGCUCCAAAAUCCAGAGCAGCUCCCUCCAUUGGGAGACCCUGCUUGGCCCUGGGCUGCUCAGUGUCCAGGGGCAGCCACAUCCCUCUCCAGCCCCUUUGCCAGCAGGAUGGGUGCCAAGGUGCUGGGGGUGUACAUAGGAUUGGGAAUACAUGUUUCCUCUCUUCUUUUAUACAUCUUGGGUCUCUAUUUUUGUUGCUUGCAUCUCCUCGGUGAAUGGUAGCAAGGCAUGUGAAAACAGGCAUUUGGCUACCAGGUUUCAUUGUAAGACCAAGCCAAAAGCAAGAUUUGUGAAACAGAGUGACUGUGAAUGGAGGCUGCAAAAACAGGGCAAAUAGGAAAAAGCAGGUUUUCUGUAAAUGAAUGUGUCUUUAUUUCAAUGGCUCUACAGUUCAAUGCCUGAUGGAGUUGUUUUCGAUAAAAAAAAUAUAAAUAUUACAAAAAAAAAAAAAAAAAAGAAGAUGCCAUAAUUGUAAUAAAGGUUUCGUUAGUCAGGGCCAUACUACAAGCACUGUUUAUUUUCCAAUGGCUGACGUUCACAAAGGGCCGGGCAGCUCUCCGGUGAGCGCUGGGAAGGAGCUGCUGCAGCCUCAGCAGCACGGAGAGCCUGGUGGCAGGGCUGGGCUGGCACGGGCUGAGCCUGCCUGCACAGCUCUGGGUGCCCCGGCUGCCCGUGACCGUGCCACGUCCCGCGGGGGCAGCGGGGCUGGGCAGCUCCCGUGUGAGCCCGUGCUGGGUGUGCCUGCAGCAUUGACUCGUGUGCCAUAACCCGAUCCUGAAUGCAUUGUUUUUAAAUAAAAUGGUUUCUUGUGCAUUGGGAGUCUGUAAAA